CUUACCGAGCUCCAUACCUCUAUACGUUUUGAAAACAAAAUCCCCGGUCAAUUGUUCCGAUUUGUAAAAAAUAAUCAAAACGUACAAACAUCGGCCAGUAUUCACAAACAUUGCGGCCGAAGCGGCGAAACCUAACUGAUAUCGGAAUGCGAUCUCACGGGAAGGUUUUUAAUUGGAAAAUGUAGUUUGUGUUGUGAAUUUGUGAUAUUAAAAAAUGUUAAUGAGAGGCAGAUUGGUUACCAACAUGAUGCUGAUUGAAAAAUUAAUAUGUUACACUACACUUAUUACCGCGAUAACAGCUGUCCAAUUCCUAAACAAUCCAACAUCAGAAAUGUCCGCAGACGAAAAAAGUUUUGUUAAAAAUAACAAAACAGGGGAGCAAUCUGACGAAAGCAGCCAUGAAGUGGAAACGGAAUUAGAAGAAAAGAAAUUCUUAGAUGAUGCAUUGAAAGCAGUUUUAGAUCCUAAUAUUGUAAUUGCCAAAAAUGACGAUAUUGUUGAAACAUUUAGAGUCCAGCUGGAAGAAGUUGACAAAGAAAAUAGCACUAUAGAUGUAUUCAUGGAAGAAAUGGAUAAAUUAAGCUUAGAAAUUUGUAAAACAUCGCAAGAAUCACUUUGGGACUACGUAACGGAUAUCAACAGCGAAGCAAAGAAAAAUAAAAUGGUCCGAAUAGCAGCUCAAGAAGAUGAAAUAAAGAAACGGUAUUGGACCAUUUUAAAGAAAAAAUACUUGAAUGAUGAAGAAUCGUUACUGGAUUUGAAAUUAAUGAGGAAAAUAAGAAUAAUAAAACAGCGAGGCACUAAUGUGCAAAUGCCUCAGAGUAAACAACGCGAGGAAAUCGAUACAAUGCAACGUAUUUGGAGCCGAGUGUCAGUUUGCGCCUACAACGCAACUGUUUGCAAAAACGAUGAUCCCCAAAAAACCAUGAACGAUAUAAUAACAAUUUUCAAAACGAGUAACGACACUGAGGAACUGGCGUACUAUUGGAAGGCUUACAGAGAUGCAACUGGGAGAAAGAUUCGGCCUAUUUUCAAAGAUUACGUAGUUAGAAUGAACAACGUAGCUGUAUCAGAAAACUUCACUGAUGCUGGCGAAAUGUGGCGAUAUGCUUUUGAAGAUGACAAUUUCUCAGAGACUGUUAAUCGAGUAUGGAAUGAAAUUAAACCCUUUUAUAACCUUCUGCAUGGUUAUGUGUGGGCGAAACUAAAGGCUUAUUACAAGAUGGAAUUAAAUAAUAAUAAUAAGUUGAUACCAGCUCAUGUUAUAGGCAAUUUAUGGGCUCAAGAAUGGCAAUCAAUAUACAACAAAGUUGCAUUGUACCCGGAUGUUGAAAGAGCAACAGUUAUCGAAAAUGGAAGCAUACAUUCCAUAGAUCUCUUUCAUGCUGUUGAUGAAUUUCACCAAUCCCUAGGAUUUGAAAGUGCCAAAGAAUCUUUUCAAGAUAUGAAGGAAACAAAGACAACAGUCAAUUGUUUACCCUCCAGCCAUGAUAUGUGCGACGGUGUUAGUUACAAAAUUAAAUGGUGUGGUGAGAAAGUUUCUGAUUUAACAGUGGGAUUGUCUAGAGCGGCCAGACUGUUGGGUCAUGUGCAAUACUUCAAGCACUAUCGUAAUCUUCAGCCGUUAUUUAGAGAUGGGCCUAAUCCAGCCUUCCACGAUGCAAUCUCCGAUAUCGCCGCGGUGCAGCUGACCUCGCCGAAGCACCUUCAAACCUUGAACUUUGUGAAGGUAGCCUCUACUGCCGAGUCCACACUUAACCAUUUACUGUGGUUAGCGCUUGAAAAGUUUCCACUUAUGGCCUACGCUUAUGUUCUCGACAAGUGGAGAUGGGACGUGUUUGCCAACAGCAGUAUGGAAGAUUGGAACCAAUAUUGGUGGGACCUCAGGAUCAAAGAGACUGGUGUAUCACCUCCCGUAGCUCGGAAUGAAAACGAUUUGGACCCUGCAGCAAAAUAUCACGUUGUUUCUCAUGUCCAAUAUAUAACGUAUUUGAUAUCACACAUACUUGAGUUCCAAAUCCUGCUAUCACUAUGCAAGAGGGCAAAUCACACCGGACCUUUACACGAAUGCUCCAUACACGGCGUUAAGGAAGCGGGAAAAGUGCUAAGCGAUGGAAUGUCUCUCGGGGCCAGCGAAGAUUGGAGGACAGUACUAGCAACUAUGACAGGUGAAUCCGAACUGUCAACGAAAGGAAUUCUAGAAUACUUUGCAGUCCUCGAAGAAGUUCUCAAAGAGGAAACUGCAAAAUUGGAAAGGAAGAGCGAAGAAAUUGAUAAAAGUGCACCAAUUAUAAUAGGAAUUGUAGUUAUUGUUCUAGUUUUACUAAUGUUUAUACUUUACUGUGUGAAGAAAAGAGAAUCUGUUUCAAAAAUCCUUUCUUAUUGCGGCCUAAGUAAGAAUGGGUCUCUAGAUAUAGUUACCCAUGAACUGUCACUAAGGAAGCCCAAUGAUGUAGAUGGAGUUCGUGAGGAUAAAGUGUGAUUCAAUACAGUCUGUAAAGUGUG
This is a messenger RNA of Pararge aegeria (speckled wood butterfly), 2505 nucleotides long. Its product is annotated as angiotensin-converting enzyme-like. Gene Ontology annotation, biological process: proteolysis. Gene Ontology annotation, molecular function: peptidyl-dipeptidase activity; metallopeptidase activity. Bases 215 to 2482 code for a protein of 755 amino acids. The transcript is spliced from 11 exons. Gene Ontology annotation, cellular component: plasma membrane. The record is from RefSeq and is a predicted model, not a curated record. NCBI's taxonomy places the organism in Eukaryota, Metazoa, Arthropoda, Insecta, Lepidoptera, Nymphalidae.